Messenger RNA from Manis pentadactyla (Chinese pangolin), 4628 nucleotides. RefSeq lists its product as uncharacterized. The transcript is spliced from 3 exons. The record is from RefSeq and is a predicted model, not a curated record. Lineage: Eukaryota; Metazoa; Chordata; Mammalia; Pholidota; Manidae. Bases 714 to 1847 code for a protein of 377 amino acids.
GGCUCCACGUCAAAUAGUGCCGUCGCCGCCCCCCCGCGGGAGGACUCCCCGCGCCCCCGGCGUGUGCCCCGCGCCGCGCCUGGCCCCGAGCGCGGACCGGACGCCCCGGCCAGGCCGAGCGCCCCGCUGGCCCCUCGCCGAAGUUUGACUUCAGCGCUAAGAGGAGUGGCCCGAGCGAGGCCAGACUGAGCGGACCGCGGGGAGCGCAGCGGCUCCACCAGGGGACGGCGCCGGUCCGGAGAGGCAGCCCGGGAACCCCGACUGUCGGCCGAGGUACCCACCUGGCCUGGUACCGCGCUCGGCGUCCAGGCCGCUGCGUCGGGCUGCAGUGCACCGCGCCCGGACCGUCUGUGUCUUCGGACCCCUGGAUCCCCACGGAGGCGCGGCUCGCCCUGGAGCAGGAGGGCUGAUGCGUCCCCGGGACAGGCGCUGGCUGCCCCCGCGAGCCUCUGCGGGGCAACCCGGCCCCUCCGGGAGCGGAGCAGCGGCGCGGAGCGGGGCGGGGGCGGAGGGCACGGGAGGCGGGUCCCCUGACCCCGCUAGAGGCGAGAGGGCGGAUCGGAUUUGGAGCCUGCGGGAGGCUUGGUCAGAAGUGGCCCCCUGUGCCGUGGGGCCCCGCGCAGGGGCCCGGCUUUGUGGAGGAUUAGAGGCUCCCGCCCCACCCAGUACCUGCGUGUGUGUUGGUGGGUAUCUAUGUGUGCCUGUGCGUGUCGAUGCUCCCGCCUCUGAGGUUCUUGCGUGCCUGUGCACCCGUGUCUCUGUGCACAAACAAUAUUUCUGUGUCCCUGCGACUAUCUGGGCUCCGAGCAGAGCAGCGUGUGAAUCUGUGUCUAUUCCCCUGCAGGCAUAUAUGUCUGGGUGUGAAUCUGCAGGUCCUGCCAUGCCUCUGGAUCUUCUGUGCUUCUGUAGGUCUUUGUGUGUACCCCUGUAUCUGUCAUUCUAUGCGGGGGCACAGGUCUUUGUGUGUCUCUCAGUCUCUGUGGCUGGAAUCUUUUUCUGCUUAUGCGUGUCUUCGUGUCACCUUUGUGUAUCUGUGUGUAUUUCUGAAUGAUUCUGUGUGCUCUCAUGUCGUUCGGAGUUUUUGGGUUUGUGUGUGUGGCUUUGUGUCUACAUGUAUUUCUCGUGUCUUUGUUGUGUCUGUAUCCAGGACGGUGGAUGAGUGGAAAUGGAGUUUCUCUCAGACGCCCUUUGUCCCCUGGCCUUGCGCAGCCUGGAAACCCCAGGCCGUGAGCUCUCGAGGUAGGACCUGGGCCUGGGCCGCCUUGUCCGGGCAUCUGGGGCGGGGCGCGGCAGCUGCCGGGAGAAGCCGGGCGGGUAAGGUUCAGGCGUGCAGAGCCGGGAGGCGCAGAGCCGGCGCGGGGUUGGCAGACCCACCGGGCGCAUUCUGCCCUCUGCUGGCAUUGCUGCGUCUCUGCACCAGCUGCUGUAGGCGAGAGGGUCCUGGUUCCAGGCCCACACUCUCGCCUGCUUCCGAGCGCAGUCGGGUAUCCUCUCCUGUCAUUGCUCUGCAGACUCGUCUAGGACCCCAAACUUUCUGUGCAGCGUUCCGUUCUCCUCCUCCGUCUCCCACUCCCUACUUCCCUGUGCCGGGCCUCUUCCUCUCCACACUUAUCCCUUGGCUGGACGGGGCCCCUGUAGCCUGGCCUCCGAGGCUUCUCUGUCCCCGCGCUGGCGUCCAGAGCCAAGCAAGGGCCACCGACUGUGCCCAGGGUCGUGUUUCCAGGGCCGCAGAGAAGCUUGGCACAUCGCCCCGGUGCUCCUGCCCUUGUCAAAGCCCACACCACCAGAGCUCACAUCGAGAGGGCCGACGUGAGGGGCCAGACCCAGCAGCGGGUUUCUCUUUCUAGUCUGGGAGUCGGGCUACCCAGACCACAAACCUGGAGCCCCUCUCCGGGUCCCGCUCACUGUCCAUCCGUACCCGCACUCCCUCCCGCGCUCCGGAUUACCCUAUAGGUCCUGGUCCUUGUCCUUUGUCGCCGCUGCACGGCCCCUCGCUCCCCCAGCGGAGUGAGCGGUCCCGGGUCCUUCGUACAGACGCGCAGAGGCCUCGGGUCUCGAGCACAGCCGCGGCUUCUGGGCCUCCCACCGCAUCCCUUCCCCCGCGGAAGAAGCCGACUGCACGGUAGGAUGCGGGCCUAAGCCCAGAGCCGGGUGCUGCCAGGAGGCGGCCAGAGGCACUUUGCCGGCCCCGACCGGGAGCGCUGAGAUCAGAUACGCGCAGAAUCCCCCCCGGCAGCCCUGGACCCCAAACCCCGACGGCCGCUGGCACCCGCACGCACCGGCGGAUCCGGGAUUCUCUCUGGUGCGGAUCAGCGGCAGAAACAGCCUCAGCUUUUCUCCACCUGAGGAAAGACCAAGCCAGCCGUUCAGAAUUGUUUGGGAGGAAGCAAGCAUGAGAGGGAAGCUCUAGGCGGGUGUAUCAGCUCCCCUUAAUCCUGCGGAAACCCCAUUUCCACGAACCUUUCUCUAUACCCCUUUGCUCCUGUCCUUAGGGCCGUGCACCCUUGCGCCUGCCUGUGCUACUGGCCUCCCAUGAGCACAACCGUAAGACCCGUGCCCCCUGUGGGGUCCUGUCCGUUCUCUGCAGGACUAUGCUUCUGACCAGAGCUGAAACAAGGUCCCCUCCCUGUUUACAGCCCUAGGUGGAGGCGAGGAUCCCCGGCGGGGGUGGAGUACCAGGCCCAGCUCCAGCCCGCCGGGUGCGGAGGAGCCUGAAGGCACAGACCAAGGGCUGCAGGACCUGCAAUUACACCCCGCCCUGAGAGCCAGACCUGCCUCAGCUUCCCCCAGCGCCCCUGGCCUGGGCCAUCUUCAGAUAGCGGGAGGCAGGCAGACUGGACCAGAGCCGCCCCAAGCCAUGGGCUGGAUUGGGGGCUGCCAUUCCCGGGAUGCAGGCCGGGAUUCCGAGGCCUGGGAGCUCCGGAAGUGCAGCCAGACAGCACCGGCAGACGCUGAGUACCUGAACCUUCAUUCUGAGCUGGUGGUGACCAUGUUCGGGUCGAUGGUUCCCAGCUGUGCUUGACCCCAGGACACAGAGGCCAAAGGCUUAGGCCCCUUCUCAGCCAGCAGAGAGAUGGAUGUGUGUGAUAAGUAACCUGGCCGCCUUCCCACAGCCCAGGGAAAGUGUCUGUGGUCUUGUGCCUGUGGAGGGCUCGCAGAGACACUAACCGUGGUGGAAGAGAGGACUGACCAGGCAGAGGUCCAAGCUGGGUCCUUUGGACAGGGGGCCAGGAGCGGGUUCUCACUCUCCCAUCUGGGCUUUCUAGGCUCCUGAGAGAGGUGGCAGGGGACAGAAGUCACGUCAGAGUUUGUUGGGGAGAUGGAGUUUAUCUCCGAGGUUGUGUGCGAGGGUGCUACGCAGGGAUUUCCAGCCCCAGCAAAGUCCUGUCCUUCCUGCAGCCCAGCCCCUUCUUCAACUAGCUGAUGGGGUGGGGGCAGGGGUCCUCCGGCCACAGACUCAUGACAGUUCAACACAAGGUCUGGGCCAUUUGUUAUGAGAUUCCUUCCUGGUCGGUCAGGAGAUGAGAUGCGCUGGGAUCCAAAGGCUGCUAUCUGCCCUCAGGGCUGGGGAGGGACAGUGCCCUGGCCAGGUGCCCAGGGCUAAGUCUUCCACUGGCCAGGCAGUGGUUCAGAGGGGUCAAGAGCAGAUCUCAGGGGAUCACCCAGAUCUGGUUCAGGAUCUGCCUGUGGGGUCUCGGCAAGUCUGGCUUCCUGAUCUGUAAAGUGUGCAUAACAAUACCACUCAACCCACCAGGCUGUUAGAGAGGAUGGCUCCUACAGUGCCUGGCACAUAGUAGGCCUCUAUAAAUGUUUGGUGAAUACUUGGAUAAAAGGGAGUCCCCAGGGCUGGGGAGGUCACAGGUGCCUCCUCCUCUUCCUCCUACCAGGGCCUGAGCUCAGCCAUCUGCCUUCUUUUAGGGCAGGUGAAACUCAGAUCCAGGCACCUGUGGGCUGGGCACAGGAGAACCCCCACCCGCAACCUGACCCAUGCAGCAGUGCCAGACACCCACCCAGACAGCCCCUGCCUCCUCCACGUGCCCUGGCUGUGGAGCCUGGGGCCUAGGGAAGCUUUGGGAGGCAACAGAAUUAGGAGCGUCAGGCCAAUGCACCAAAACUGACCGGGUGGGACUGUCAAGGUGCUGUUUAUCUUUAUUUUUUUUCACAGCUCGAGAAUCUUUAAAAUUUUUUCUUAUAUUAAUUUUUUUAAAAGCUCAAGAAUCUUUGCAUUUCUUACCAAAUGGAUGGGUUGGGUUAUUUCAGCAGCCCAGCUAGAACCAGGGGCUUUCCCUCCCAAGGACCUGAGCCAGAACAAAGAAAAGGCCCAGGACUGUAUAUGGAACCAUAAAAGCCCCAUUAGGACACUAAGAAUAACUUACAGAAAGACAUUUUAUAUGAAUUGGACACAAAUUCACAAAAGCAAGGAAGUUCAUUGGUCUCUACCCUGAGGGUCCAUGGCUGGGGAAGGGGGCUGCGUGUGAUGCAGGGGCCAGCACCCAUUCUAUUUGAUCUUUAUCUUAAAUGUACUUCAAAAUGCUUGGGAUCUGCAGAAUUGGAGGUUUGCCCCUUCCUGUAAUUACUGGGUGUCUAUUAAAGUGUUUAUGAGUGUCUGUGCAAAUAAAUGCAUAUGA